Halteromyces radiatus is the source of this 782-nucleotide messenger RNA. Its product is annotated as putative siroheme synthase Met8. Gene Ontology annotation, biological process: siroheme biosynthetic process. Gene Ontology annotation, molecular function: protoporphyrin ferrochelatase activity; precorrin-2 dehydrogenase activity. The record is from RefSeq and is a predicted model, not a curated record. Lineage: Eukaryota; Fungi; Mucoromycota; Mucoromycetes; Mucorales; Cunninghamellaceae. Bases 49 to 777 code for a protein of 242 amino acids. The transcript has a single exon.
UUUUCUUUUCCUUUUUUUUUUUCUUCUUUUCAUUUUUGAACAAAAUCAAUGGCAGAUUCCUAUCAACCCAUCGAAGGAGGUGGCUCUUUAGUAAUUGCUUGGCAAAUCAAGAAUAAGAAAGUACUAAUUGUAGGUGGUGGUAAUGUAGCAGCUCAACGUAUUGUUUCAGUGAAAAUUGGUGAUGCUCAAGUAACAUUAGUGGCUCCGUCAGAUGGUCUUCAUCCUGAAGUGCGACAACGUAUUGAACAUGGAGAAGUGGUUUGGUUGGAUCGUACGUUUCAAGACAAAGAUGUGGAAGGAAUGGAUAUGGUAUUGACGGCUUUGGAUGAUCAUGACGAAUCGUUACGAAUUGGACAUUUAUGUCGACAACAACGUAUUCCUGUUAAUGUGGCCGAUGUACCAGAUAUGUGUGAUUUUUAUUUUAUGAGUCAACAUCGUGAUGGACCUCUUCAAAUCUCUGUAUCAACCAAUGGACGUGGACCGAAAUUGGCUAAUAUGAUUCGAACCACUAUGGCUCAGGCUUUACCUCCCAAUGCAGGCGAUAUGGUAUAUUAUAUGGGCGAAUUACGAGCCAAAGUACGACAAUGGGAACCAAAGAUCGAUCAAUCAGCAAAAAGGAUGGGAUGGGUGACUAAAGUAUGUGAAGCUUGGGGACUUGAUGGUAUGGCUCGAUGGACAGAAGCAGCUGCAAAAGAUUCUACUUUGAUUGAUACAUUACAACCUUAUUUUGACAGCAAUCAAAUACCCACGUUGGACAUGGUCUUACCUCAGGUGUAGUUUUA